Stylophora pistillata is the source of this 1077-nucleotide messenger RNA. RefSeq lists its product as uncharacterized. NCBI's taxonomy places the organism in Eukaryota, Metazoa, Cnidaria, Anthozoa, Scleractinia, Pocilloporidae. The record is from RefSeq and is a predicted model, not a curated record.
GUGCAUUUUGCAGACGUCCAGUUGACAUAGCCUUUGCAAUCGAUGCCUCGGGCAGUGUUGGAUCAUGGGGGUUUGACCAAGAAAAGAGAUUUAUACAAAAUACGGUGGGAAGAUUUGGAAUUUCUCGCUCUGGAACGCACGCUGCAGUAGUAGUGUACAGCACAAGGGCUGAAGUCAAAAUAUCGUUCCCUCAAUUUACCAGCUUCCGAAGUUUCUCCAGAGCAGUUUCUCAAAUUCCUUAUCCCCGUGGAUAUACAAGAAUCGAUCUGGCACUAAAAAAGGCAGCAGAAGAGGUGUUUUCUAUUGACGGUGGAGAACGGAGCAAUGUACCUAAGAUACUGAUUGUAAUGACGGACGGUUAUCAGACCCGCACGGCAGAUUCAAUCCCUCUUGACAAAGCGGUUCUGCCUUUGAGAGCCAAAGGAGUGCAAGUUUAUGCUUUGGCCAUAGGGCAGUUUGUGAAGGAGUACGAGUUGAGGUUGCUGGUUCAAAAACCAGCUCACGUCUUUCGAUCCAGUAGGUUUAGUACCCUCAGCAGUGUUAUUUCAGGAUUGGCAACAACAACUUGUAAAAAUGCCCUUCCCAUGGCGUUUGGAAUUUAUCCACUUAACCAGCAAACCCGUGGAAAGGAUAUUAGCCCACGGAGAGCUCCCACAGGUUACUUAAGUUCGGUAAACAGCGUCUCCGGACCCUACGGGAGAGCCGGUGGAGCAUUUUACCUCAAGGGAACAUCCGACAGCUACAUUGACUUCCCAAAUAAAGCUGGUGGCAAACUAGAUGCGUACAGUUCUAUCUCAAUAUUUAUGUGGGUUUUCCCAGAAGGCACAUCUGGUCCUAUCAUCAACUACCGAAGAGGAGGAUAUGGCGUUGGCCUUUGGAUGACACACCACAAAGUACUAGUGGGUCUUAUUCACAGCCGCCGCAACUUUUACAGAAAGAAAAUUUAUUUUACCUCUUUCUAUCCGAAGAGGUGGUAUUAUGUUGGACUUACGUACGAUUACAACCACGGAGUUGCAAGUUUGUGGGUCAAUGGACGCAUGGUGAGACGAGUUAUAUUUAAGAACACUAAGGUUAUCA